This is a messenger RNA of Papaver somniferum (opium poppy), 4180 nucleotides long. RefSeq lists its product as uncharacterized. Lineage: Eukaryota; Viridiplantae; Streptophyta; Magnoliopsida; Ranunculales; Papaveraceae. The record is from RefSeq and is a predicted model, not a curated record. Bases 417 to 3704 code for a protein of 1095 amino acids. The transcript is spliced from 18 exons.
CCUCUGAAACCGAAUACUCUUACCUUGUACGCGAAGACGCAAACAAAUUUUGUGUUUCUUCUCUAGAAAUCGCAAUGAAACCCUAAAAAUGCAGAUUAGGUAAUUAUCAAUUUGAUUAAUUCCUUUUAUUUAUUUAUAAUAUCAUUGGUCGUAAUUAAUGAUGAUUAUACAUUUACAAGUAACUUCUUCAUCUUGAGAAGACAUAGCACAACUCUUACGUUUCUGAUUUCGAAUUAGUUUCAAUAAUUCAUUAUUUUUGCAAUUUAGAAUUUUAAUAACGUAGUAUUUAUGAAGCCCUAAAUUUAUUAUAUGUAAAAUAUAAUUAAGCUUAUUAUUAUUAGAGGAAGAAGAAGGGAUUUUGAUGUGUAUGUGGAAAGUUUUUGAUUCGUUUCAAUGAGUUGAAAAGGUUAAAGAAAAUGGAGAGGAAUGAAGAUGUGGUGGCCGACGAUGAUGGGAUACCAUCACCAUCUAAGGUUAUACAUCAUCAGGAAAAUGUUGAUGGGUUGUCUAGGGAUUUAAAGCAGAUUUCUGAGGGGAAUGAUGAUUGCCUGUUGUUGCCAUCUGUGAAUUUGAAAAUGAGUCCCGAGGUUGAUGAUAAAGAAGCAUCACCUCCCAAGGAUUUAGAACAGAUAUCUGAGGUAAAGGAUGAUUGCCUGUUGUCAGCUUCUGAGGGCUUGGAACAUAUGCCUCAUGCGAGUCAUGCCAAUGAUACUUCAACAUUUAAAGGUUUGGAUAUGACUUCUGAGGUGAAUGCUGAUUAUCCGACUUCACCAUCUAAGGAUUUGGAAUUGAGUUCUGAGGUGAAUGACGAUGAUAUGGCAACAUCGCCACCUAAGAAUUUUGAACUAAUUCACCAUCGCUCGAAUUCCUUAGAUUCACCAUCUAAGGAAUUAGAAGUCGUUUUUGAGCUAAAUGAUGAAAGGAUUUCGCCAUUAAAGGAAUUACAACUGGUUUCUGAGACGAAUGAUGAUCGCCUGACUUCACCAUCUAGCAACUCAAAGCAGAUUUUUGUGGUGAAUGCUGAUCACUUGACGGCACAUUUUGAACAGGGUUUUGAGGUGAAUCGUGAUGGAUCAAAAUCGUCCUCGCAUGUUGGAAUUCAGAAUUUGGUGGAGAAUGUCGACGGAUCAUCGACGUCACCGACUAAGGUGUUGAAUCAAAUUUCCAAGACUAAUGAUGACGAGCCACCAUCUUCACCCUCUAAAGAUUUGCAGCAAGAGCAACUCAGUGAUGGCCGGCAACAAUCUCCACCGAAGGUGUUACAUGAUGGGCCACCAUUACCAUCCAAGGUUUCACAUCAAAUUUCUGAGGAAAACGUUGACGUGACUUCACCACAAGAAACCAUUAGUACUGUUUAUACAGGGAGUUCAAACAUGCCACCUAUUGCCCCACCAGGGCACCGGCGUGUUAAAAGUGAAGCAGUAACACCCGGGCAUAGACGCAGUAAUAGUUUUCAAAAAUUGAAGACUCAGAUACAAAAGACUUGGCAAUGGGGUGGCAGUCAGGAGGGAAAUCGAGGGCCCUGGUUUUUUAAUCCCGAGGUCUUGGCUAACCAAAAGCGGCAGUGGUAUAAGCUUCACUCGAGAAUGGCUAGCCCCAAAUAUACCGAGCCCACCUUGCUAUUCGAGCACUUCAUUGUGGUGGGUCUUCAUUCAGGUUCUAACCUUGACGCAGUGGAGGAAUCUUUUGCCAAAAGAAGCACAAAGGAGUUAGAGAUGCAGAGGUCUGAGAGGCUGGACUACAAAAUGCUUCAACAUCGAGGUCCUUCAAUUCCAACUUUGGAACCCGAGCUCCUGUUUAAGUAUCCUCCUAGGAAGAGGUUAGCCGUGCGUCCAAAGGAUUUGACUGCUUUCUGUUUUCCUGAAGGUGUUAAGGCUCGCUUAAUGGAGAGGACCCCAUCAUUGAGUGAUUUAAACAGCGUCGUGUAUGGACAGGAGCAUCUUGGGAGAGAUGAUAUGUCGUUUAUUUUCUCCGUCAAGGUAGCAGAUAAUGCAACCGUUUUUGGUGUUUGCUUACACGUACAAGAAAUUGUUCAGAGGCCACCCGUUGGUGUUGCCACUCCACCUUCUCUAUCAUCUGGGCGGCUAUGCCAGUUUUUGGUUUCCGCUCCUCGGUGUUAUUGCCUACUGACUAGAGUUCCGUUUUUUGAUUUACACUAUGAGAUGUUGAACAGUAUCAUUACACAGGAACGCCUGAAUAGGAUAACAGAGUUUGUUAGUGAAGUUGCUCUCACAGAUCAUACUGCGUCAGUCCUGAAAUCUCAUAACAAAAUAAAUGAGAACAAUGUGUCUCGUGAUAGUGAUUCUAAUGCUGAUUGGAAGGCUUCUGCUAUACCUCUCGACAGUGCAGUCGCCCUUACUGCAGCUGCAGCGGGGAUUAUAUCUGAUGAGGAUGUUCCAACCUUUUCAGUCAGUUUUUCUGAAACUCCUGAAAGUGUUUCUGCUACUGAGGCUUUGGAUAUCCGUCAGAAAAGAGAAGUAGAUGCUGCCAACGAAAAAAACCUGCAGGACUUUGAUGGUUUUGAAUCCGAGACUUCAGAAACCCGGUGUGGUGAACACGAGAGAGUGAACGGAAAUUAUGUAAGUGGCCAGACUUCACCAGAGGUUGGGUCUUUUUUUCUCCCUAGGAGCUGUACAAUGGAUCGUGCUGCAAGCUCUGAAUCUUUAUACAGUUCAGUAAGAAGCAUGGGAUCUGAGGAUGAAUAUGAGGAUGUUGACUCUGAGAAUGAUAGGAAUGGAGGGGAUGAUGUGGUAAUGAAUUGGGCCAGGGAACACCGGAACGACUUGUUGCAGAUUAUUUGUGGGUAUCAUUCCCUGCCUCUUCCACCUCGAGGAAGUGAAACAACUUUUCAGCCACUAGAACAUCUACAGGCUAUCAAGUAUAGACGGCCAGCAAUUUCUGAACUAGGGGUUUGCGAAGAUUGCCCUGAUAUAAAACUUCAGGAAAUAUUAGGUGGUGAGGUCAAUGUAAAGCUAGCUGCUGCUGAGGAAGCUUAUGGGUUAUCUAUAUGGACUACAGCAACUGUUUGCCGCGUUCUUUCACUUGAAAGUGUUCUGGCAUUAUUUACUGGAGUAUUGCUGGAAAAACAAGUAGUGGUGGUAUGUCCAAAUUUGGGUGUGCUGUCAGCUGUUGUCUUGUCACUUAUUCCGAUGAUUCGUCCUUUUGAAUGGCAAAGUUUAAUGCUUCCAGUUCUGCCUAAGAACAUGCUUGAUUUUAUCGAUGCACCAGUCCCGUUCAUUGUUGGCAUACAACACAAACCAGCUGACCUGAAGAUGAAAACAUCCGACCAUAUCAAUGUGAAUGUGUACAAGGACCAGGUGAAGAAAAUGUGUUACAUGCCGCCACUUCCUCGACAUAGGGAGCUUAUUGCUGAGCUGGGCCCGAUCCAUGCUAGACUGUCAUGUCAUAACUCUAUAGCUGAAAGGCAUCCCGUAUAUAGGUGUAAUGAAGUGCAGGCUGAAGCUGCUGGGCAAUUUUUGACUGUCAUGAGGCGUUACUUGGAGUCUCUUUGUGCAGAUUUCCUCUUUCAUACAAUAACAAGUGUACAGUCGAACAAUGAUAGGGUUUCCCUGCUUCUCAAAGAGAGUUUUAUUGACUCCUUUCCUAGUAGGGACCGCCCCUUUAUCAAGCUAUUUGUGGACACCCAGCAGUUCUCUGUUUUAUCAGAUUCUCGACUCACCUGUUUUGAGCAUGACCAUGAGUAGUAGGUUUGGAAGCAAAAUUCUUUAGGUUUCUGCAUACCACUUCAGAGCUUUUGAAUAUCAGCAAGCUGAAUGUUUUGAAAAUAAGAGAUAAUGAACGAUAACAAGUUUCAAAAGAAAGGCCUCAUCGGCAAGAUCGUAGGCAUCGUGAUUAAGGAAAAUAGGCAACUUCAGUGAUUGUCCAUCUAUACCAAUCUCGCCUUCAGCAAAGCUAUUAACUCCAGAGAGAUGACAGCUGCGAAGUUGUAGGCUCUCAUUAACCAUAGAUCUUCACACACUCCUUUUCAGGAUGUGAUUUUUUUUCUUCUUUUCCUUGCCUCUCAAGCUGCCUUACAAGUUACGACCCACCAUAUAAUUGUAAAUUUGUAACCCCAAUAAACAUGGAUUAAGCAGUUGCUGCUAGUCCCAAAAAAAGAUACUUAUGAUUGUGCUUGCAAUUGAUGUUAGUAUAUAUCAUGUAAUUCUAGCAGUUCCGAACA